AUGUUAGGAUACAACGGUUUAAUUGGUACUCAGUCAAAUGGAGUUCUAAAUAUUUUAUCAGGAUUACCAUCAACAGGACAAUCACCAAUUGAUUUAGACGACAGAAUAACACGGCCACGCAGGUAUCCUCCUUUGGUUCUGAAUGGCCAUUGGUUGCAGGACGGCGAAGCACGUUUGAUGAAUAGUGGACACGUAGCGAAGAUAAUUUUAACCGGAGACCGAAUUCCAUCUACGGUUUCUGGUGGACCACUCGCAAAUGAUGUGUACGAAUUCUGUGAUGUGCAUUUCCAUUGGGGUGAAGAUAAUUGCAUGGGCGCUGAACACACGAUCAAUGGCACUUGGUAUUCGAUGGAAUGCCACGCGGUACAUUGGAAUAGAAAGUACAUAACGCAAGAAGAAUGUUACAGGCAUAAAGACGGACUAUGCAUUUUGGCGUAUUUGUUCCUAGUGCAGCCAGCUUGCUGCGUGUGUGUUAAUCCGCAAAUGGAAAGAAUAACAGAAAGGUUGAAGUUCGUUGUUGAAGCGGAUUCGGAAACUAAAAUACCACCCAACUCUCUGUCAUUUAUGCGGAGUGCCACAUACUGCAGUAGAUACUAUACAUAUUCAGGAUCAUAUAAUGUUUCUGAAUGUCCUGAAUGCGCUACUUUAAUCGUUUUCCCUGUAGUUAAUCCAAUACAAUGUAGCGAAAUCAAUGAAUUCCGGAAACUAAGGAACAAAGAUGGGCAGCCUAUAAAGUCGAAUCGACGAAACACGCAACCCUUAAAGUGUAGAAAAAUAUAUUUAGCAGUGUCUUAA
Messenger RNA from Dufourea novaeangliae, 795 nucleotides. Its product is annotated as carbonic anhydrase 1-like. Gene Ontology annotation, cellular component: cytoplasm. The record is from RefSeq and is a predicted model, not a curated record. The transcript has 7 exons. Lineage: Eukaryota; Metazoa; Arthropoda; Insecta; Hymenoptera; Halictidae. Bases 1 to 795 code for a protein of 264 amino acids. Gene Ontology annotation, molecular function: carbonate dehydratase activity; zinc ion binding.